Ambispora gerdemannii is the source of this 157-nucleotide messenger RNA. The record is from the annotation of a GenBank genome assembly. Lineage: Eukaryota; Fungi; Glomeromycota; Glomeromycetes; Archaeosporales; Ambisporaceae.
GAGAGAGUUUGAAAAAAAUUUAGAAGAAUUAGAAAAAAGUAAAGAUCAACAAAUUAAAGAACUAGAAGAAGAAAUAAGAGAAUUGGAAGAGGUAUUAGAAUUAGAGGAAAAUAUUUCUAAAUGUCAUUUAGAUGUGCUUGAAGUAGCUAGAAAAUGA